Messenger RNA from Hylaeus anthracinus, 2967 nucleotides. It is a transcript of the gene Pka-R1, whose product is annotated as cAMP-dependent protein kinase type I regulatory subunit. Gene Ontology annotation, cellular component: cAMP-dependent protein kinase complex. Gene Ontology annotation, biological process: regulation of protein phosphorylation. The record is from RefSeq and is a predicted model, not a curated record. NCBI's taxonomy places the organism in Eukaryota, Metazoa, Arthropoda, Insecta, Hymenoptera, Colletidae. Gene Ontology annotation, molecular function: cAMP-dependent protein kinase regulator activity. The coding region runs from base 1226 to 2191 and encodes 321 amino acids. The transcript has 6 exons.
UGAAACAUAACUUUAUUCUACAAUUAAAUUUCUUAUUUUUAUCUAACGAAUAAGGGAUCGAUAGUUGUUGAAGCUGUUAGAGAAGAAUUUUUCCCACUUCUGCAGCAUUGACGAACAAUUUUUUGGGCCAGUCUGGGUAUUUACCAGAGUUAGACAGUGGCUAUUUUCCCAUUUAAUAAUAAUCAAGAUUGUCAAGUUAAUCGGUAAUCAUAAAUUACGCCUGCACCGUGCAAGCACGAGUUCCAUUGUAAAACAGUUUCCAUCGUGAAAUUUCACCUUUUUUUCAAGGUUGCUUUGCUACAGUAUUUUAUCGCGCAUACGUUUCUUUUGAAUAUAGUAAACAAGGUGGUUAAAUGAAUGAAUAAAUCAGUAGACGUGAACUACAUUUGUAAUCUGCAGUGGUAAAUCAGUAAUAGUUGCUUUCAACGCGAUUCAGGAUAAGGACGUCUCUCAAGCCAGAACGUUAAUUACGAUAACCGAUUACUCGGUAACGACGAUCGCGGAUUACGUUUUGUCCAACACUGGUAUUUACCGUCUGGCAGCAAGCAGUGUCGACCUCGCGCGCCACGAAAGAUCGUUGUCGCGUUAAUCGAAUUUGGCGAGGCCUUAGAAAAUUCCGAAGCGCCGUGAACGAACGUCGCGAUCAGAAACGAUCGUCUCCCACGCCUGGUGGAGUUACUUUCGCUGGUGAAACGGACGUGCCGAUCGGGAAAAGGACAUUUUCGGUGGUACCAGUUACGCGUGUGCGUGCAACCAGUGCCGACGGAGGAAAUACGUUCUCCGCGCGUUAAAUCGUCGCCCCAAGUGCCGAAUAUCGAAUAUAUCUCGACGAAUAAUGAGCGAGGUACGAUCGUGAAUUCGGAUCAUGUUCGAAGCUCACGCGUACACAUUCGGACAUGCUACAGGGUGUCCAAAAAAGGACAAUUGCGUCCUGUGAUAUCAACGAUAGAGCAAAAUUUAGAAGGGCAUAUGAUCUGAUUAAUGGAAGGGCACGGAUAGACCUGCGCAUGUCUAAACAAAAUUGACUUUAUAAAGACGCUGUACCAUUCUCACGCGUCUCUCGAAGCUGUCGCGUUCGUUCUUGUUCGAAUCGAGUAAAUAAAAAAAAAAAAAAAAAAAAGAAAGAAACGAAAUCAAAUACUCGCGGUCUUAAAAACGGUACCGAUCUUACCUGACGGAUCGAAGUUAGUAUUACGAAACAACUAGAAGGACACCAGCGUCCGUCAUGGUGCAACAGGAGCAGGCUCACGAUGUCAAACAACAAAUCGCGACCAGUCCAGAGGACACCGAGGACAUACCUGCGGGCCAACAGGGUCCUCAAGUUCCAAGGCGCAGAGGUGGCAUUUCCGCGGAGCCGGUCUCCGAAGAGGAUGCGACCAGUUACGUUAAAAAAGUCGUGCCUAAGGACUACAAAACGAUGGCUGCCCUGAGCAAGGCCAUCGCUAAGAACGUUCUUUUCGCUCAUCUAGACGAGAACGAACGCUCAGACAUAUUCGACGCGAUGUUCCCGGUCACGUUCCUACCUGGAGAAGCGAUCAUUCGCCAAGGUGACGAGGGUGACAAUUUCUACGUAAUCGAUCAAGGGGAGGUUGAAAUAUUCGUGAACGGCGAAUUGGCCACGACGAUCGGGGAAGGUGGAAGUUUUGGCGAGCUUGCUUUGAUCUACGGAACUCUGCGUGCAGCUACCGUACGAGCAAAAACUGACGUUAAAUUGUGGGGUAUCGACAGAGACUCUUAUCGUAGAAUCCUCAUGGGUUCCACCAUAAGGAAACGAAAGAUGUACGAGGAAUUCCUCUCUAGAGUUUCGAUUUUAGAGUCUUUGGAUAAGUGGGAACGACUUACGGUAGCAGAUGCUUUAGAACCAGUGGCAUUUGACGAUGGUGAAACGAUAGUCCGACAAGGCGAACCUGGUGAAGAUUUUUAUAUAAUUGUCGAGGGCACUGCUGUAGUUCUCCAACAACGUUCAGAAAAUGAAGAACCAGCGGAAGUUGGUCGCUUAGGACCAUCUGAUUAUUUUGGUGAGAUCGCGUUGCUCUUAGAUAGGCCAAGAGCUGCAACUGUCGUGGCACGGGGCCCCUUAAAAUGUGUAAAACUCGAUAGGGCAAGGUUUGAGAGAGUUCUAGGUCCCUGCGCGGAUAUUCUGAAACGCAACAUCACACAGUACAACAGUUUCGUGUCUCUCUCCGUAUAAAUUGUUGUUCAAACGAUCGUUAUCAAUCACAAAGAUUUCUUUUUAUGACAACUGCGUUUCACUGUAUUGUUAACAUUUUUUUAUUUGAGUAAUAUGUAAGUAAUAACUGUAUUACGUCAGCCAAAAAUAUGCGCGCUAAGAAUUAUUAUAUGGCGACUGCCUUUCAACCUUGUAUGGUGUCGUCUCUGCACAUUUGAAAUUUUGUUUAAAUAUCGUCUUUAGUCGAAAUUUCUAGUCACUCUCAUCGAUGACGGAGUGCUGUCGAAUUUAGCGAAAAUUUGUAAUUCGUCUCUCUAAAAGCUAAGGUAACUUGUCACGUUGUUCUCGAAUUAUUCGUGCGGAAUUCAAGACGUCUCUGGCGGCAUAUGUAAUCCUGAUUACACAAAUUUAAAUAACUUAGAAACGCCGCGAUAACAAACUUUUUACGCACUUUGUAACUCGCAACACGACGCUGUACAACAUAAUCUUUUCGUCUCUUUUACGCGAACGUUUCCUGAGAUUAUUAAUAAAUAUGCGAGAAUCCUAAAAACGGUUGGAUUUAUAAAAUUCGAUUGUAAGUAUUCGGAAUUCAGAAUUCUCAGCCACCAUUAUUGUUAUUCAGUAUCUCAUUUUUAUUAUUUAUUGUAUGAAAUUUUAUUAAUACGAAUUUCAUUGUUCCGUAAGAAUGUUUGGAAUAAGUACGGUCAUGUGCAUUUCAUGAUGUAGCGAUUAAUUUAUAUACAUAUACGUGUAUGGUUUAGGAAAAAAUAUAAACGGAAAAGUAUAUUAAACCUGAA